AUGAAUGCUUCUGGUGAGGACAGGUCGAAUUCAGACUUUUGUAGAGUAUGCCGGUGUGAGGGGACUGCUACCAAACCUCUGUUCCAUCCUUGUUUGUGCACUGGUAGUAUAAAAUAUAUUCAUCAGGAUUGUCUUGUUCGUUGGCUUGAAUAUAGUAAAAGAAAUACCUGUGAGUUAUGCAAUCAUCAGUUCACAUUUACGCGAAUUUAUGCCUCCGGAACACCGCGGUUUUUACCACCAACUGUUUUAAUUUGUGGAUUGGCCAAUAGCUUGCGUAGAUUUUUACUAAAUUGGAUUCAUCUGUCAAUUGUUUUCACUGCUUGGCUAGUUGUGGUUCCUUUAUCUGCAUGUCGUAUGUAUCGAUGCCUUUUUACAGGCAGUGUUUUCUCGCUGUUGACGCUCCCAUUAGAUAUGGUUUCUACAAAACACUUACUUCAAGACUGUAUUCAGGGUUUCAUAAUCGUGAUUUUCGCUCUGGCUGCAUUUUUGGGUUAUGUCUCAUUAAGAGAACAACUUCUUCAGGGAGCACCAGCCUGGUUGGAACGUGAUGCUCAUGCAGAAGCGCGCGCUGCUAAUGCUCCUGCAGGUCACGCUGGACAACCUUUCUUUCCGGAUCUCUUCAAUAUUUUUGGCGUAGCAAAUGGUGGCUUAGGAGCUGCAGUUUUUGGUGAAGGAAAUGAAGAUCCUGCUGAACCUCAGGUCUUCAACAAUGAUAUACAACGUGACCGGACGCUACAACAAGAUGAUAUUGUAAAUGCUGAUCCCACUCCAAGUUCAUCUUCCAGUCUAAUCUCCUCUGUUAUGAAUCAAGAAGCACCAGUUGUUGAUGUAUCGGAGUCAUCAACAACAAUAUCCGGAGUAACAGACACUGUCAAUCGUAGAUCAACAUCAACUUCACAACAGUUAGCCUGGUAUGCUGAGGAUCCAGGUAUUAACUUGGGUGGAGACAUUCCAGAUGAAGAAGCUAGAGUGAAUGAUGCAGAAGAUGCCGAUGGUGUAGCAGAAGCAAUGAAUUGGAAACAUUUAUUAGGUUUAGACGGAUCUUUGAAUUUUCUGGAGCAUGUUUUAUGGCUUAUUGCUCUAAACACACUCUUUAUAGUCAUAUUUGCAUUCUGUCCAUAUCAUAUGGGUCAAUUUACUGUCUUGGGCUUCAAUUUGGACCGUUUCAUAAGUGCUACUCACAUGGAAGGCUUCAGUACUAGUUUGAUCGGUUACAUAAUUUUCGCUUGUGCUCUGGUUCUUAUGCACGAAGUGUUUUCCAUCCUCAAUAUGCCCAGGGCUUGUUAUUGGACCGGUCUUGGCUAUGUUUACAUCAAAGUAGCCCUGGUCUCUUUAAUGGAGUUGGGGAUCUUUCCGGUUCUUUCUGGAUUUUGGAUAGAUGCCUGUACUUUAUCUCUUUUCAAUGCAACUGUAACUCAACGAACAAAUGUAUUUCAUUAUGCUCCAGUAGUCUUUACUUUUAUCCAUUGGGCAGUUGGUAUGCUGUAUAUAUUUUAUAUGGCAUCAUUGCUUGUACUCGGUCGAAGCGUACUACGUCCUGGAGUACUACGCUUUAUAUAUCACUUUAAUGAUCCUGAUUACAAGCCUAUUCAGGAUAUGAUUUUUCAACCUUUGCCAGUAUACGUACAGCGUCUAAUUGCGACUUAUUCGGUAUGGGGCAUUUUGAUUGUGCUUAUGUUGUGGAUACCUACAGAAGUGAUUCGACAUUUCAUCCCGAAAUUUUUGCCUUUUCGUAUAAAUGCAGCCUAUGACAGUCCAUGGGAUUAUUCAUUGGAAAUGAUUCUUCUGCAAGUUGUACUUCCAUUCUUAUUAGACGUUCAAGCGAAAGCCAGUCUCCGUCAGUUAUUACGUUGGUGGUGUGUAAGCGUAGCCUGGUUAUUGGGUUUGCGUAGCUACCUAUUGGGAGAUGAGCCUUUUUCAUCUGGGGAUUUUAUUGUAACUGAAAAUGGCAGAGAAGUACCUUUCAAACCUGGACAAUAUCCACGGAAUGAGGCACAGACGUCAAGUAAUCAUGCCAACGAAGAAUUGAAUCCUGUACAUUCAUCGCAAACAUCAAAUAACGAAGCUCAUAAUCUUCAAGCAGAAUUAUAUAGUGUAGUUUCAUCAUGCAAUGAAGGAAAUUCAUCUGCUAGUAAUCCCUCCCAUGAACAUGUACAACCUGAAGUCGAUGCGCAAGAUGAUGGUUACACAGACGAGGAAGAUUUUACACGUUAUGUACCCUACAAAAAAACCAGUUGCCUGAAACUGCGAAUUUUCGGCCUAAUCAUUUUAUUGCUCAGUAGUCUGAUGUCCUUAAGUCUAGCCUUACUGAUUGUACCUGUCGGCGUUGGACGAUUCCUGUUGAAUUUCAGAGGAAAAGAUUCUACAUCAAAGCAUGAUGCGAUUGCUUUAGUUGGUGGCUUUACUGUUCUGGGAAUGAUACUUCGCUUAGCUCCUUGCAUACCUAUCGCUUUCACCGGGUUAUGGCGUAUCAUUACUUUACUUGGACAAUGUAGUAAUCUUAUAUCCUGGUCAAGGCCAUUGCGUGUAUUUAGGAUUUGGACUCGUUUGGGUACGACUUGUGAAAUUACCAUACGAAGACCUGCACUACCAAUGGCUCCUAUGGCUGAUCUUAAUCGGCGUUGUGGAUUUAGAUUUUUCACCGAUACAAAUAUCGGAACAUGUGCCCAAAAUUGUUUUCGCGCUUCAUUGAAUUGGUUACGGCUCUCACUUGUAGCAUCUGUACUACUUGGCAUCCUGCCAAUAGCCUUAGGACUAUUGGUUAACUUUAUUUUCAUUGUGCCGUUCCGCGUUGGAGCCAGAAAAUCUAUUGUAAUUGGAUUCUGGGAGCAUUGGAUAUUCGGUAUGAUGCUCUUGAAAGUGUCUAUUUUGCUUAUUCUAAUUGGACCUCCUUGGUGGUUGCGCAAUCGUUUAGAGAUCUUCCACGAUGAAAUCUUACAUCAUCGACAAGAUGUUCGUGCUACUCGUCUACUUUGGGCAAUUGCACCAUUGCUCGUAGCUAUUGGAUUAUCUUUAAGUGUACCUUAUUUGCUAGCGCAUUAUAUUAGUCCACUAUUUGCAUUAGAUAGAAAAGUCGCCUUACGCUAUGUGUAUCCAUCUCUUUUCGUCUUGGCUGUGCUUAUUUUCUUAUGUGCUUUGUGCAUCGACCAGAUACGACGUCUCUACAUACAUAUUAAAGAUGAAAAAUAUUUAGUUGGGAGACAACUAGUGAAUUUUCGUCCACCAUCACCAAGUCAGUCUUUGGUCCCAGCAUCGUCAAUUAGAAGUGAUUGA
Trichobilharzia regenti is the source of this 3273-nucleotide messenger RNA. The record is from the annotation of a GenBank genome assembly. Lineage: Eukaryota; Metazoa; Platyhelminthes; Trematoda; Strigeidida; Schistosomatidae.